AUGGCGCCGGGUAUGGGUAUCAAGGCCCCAGUUCCGAGAACCAGGACAGGCUGUCUAACGUGCCGGAAACGUAAAGUCAAGUGCGAUGAAUCCAAGCCAAUCUGUAGCCGAUGCCAAAGACUUCAGCGGGAAUGCACGUGGAGUGAUGACAUGCAAGUCAUUCCCCACACGCAGCAUCUAGAUUUCACCUCCACCUCAAGAACCAACAACGACUUGUCAGAUCACCCAGCUCUACACCUGACUAGGCCUUCAGGUCAGAGUUUUGUUAUCGAGUUUCCUGAUAUUGAUAGGGCGACUGUUCCCUACAUUCAUCACUUCGCCUCGUUUUGCUCUCGCUUUCUGGCCUAUCCGAAUGAUAGUGAGGGAAACCCUUUUCAGGAGGAAUUAGCGCCCCUUGCUAUUUCGUCGCCGGCUCUGUUGCAUUCCAUGGCCGCUUUGGCUGCAGCUCAUUUGUCGAGGACCCAGAAGCAUCAUGAGAUUAUUGCGACGAAUUACUAUUCCAUGGCGCUGAGGGAGUUGAAUGCUGGGUUGUCAGAUCCGGCUGUUGCACGGUCGGACUCUGCUUUAGGGGCUUGUCUUUUGCUUUGUGUCUAUGAGAUCACCCGUUCCGAGAAUUCCACUUGGCAUGAGCACCUACAAGGAGCAAGAGAUUUAAUCCUCUAUCGAGGCGGCCCAAAGAAGGAUGACUACUUGACACGCUUCUUCUCUCUCCUCGACGUCUCCGGCUCCCUAGUAUCCGGCACCGGCACGCUCAUCCAAGGCACCUACUGGCUCGAGGACGAUGAAAACUUCGGCACCGACAGCCCUAAGAAAGUAAACAAAUGGCCAUACUACGACAACGCCAAUCAGGUAGUCGACGAUUUCCACCACCUCAUGAUAUACAUGGCCAAACUGUCCGCCUUAUCCGCGGAAGCAAUGGGUAAUCAGGACCCAGCUAUCGUCGCUGAAAAGGCCGCCGAGAUUCACGAAGAGCUUUGGGAAUGGUGGAGUCAAAGUGCGCCCUCGUUACGGGAUCAGAGUAAUGAUUGGCGCCGUCUUCCACGACUGCAGAAGUUAUCAGUAGCGGAGACGCUGGAGGAAGAGGCAUACUCGAGUACUAAAUCUGUGUUUGCCGGGUGUAUCAUCUAUCUGAAUCAUAUUCUGGACCCAUGUGGCCACGAGCCGCAGAAAGCAGAGGUCAUCAAAGCCAUCUCUGAGGUAUUGGAGAUUGCAAAGGAGACGCCCGAGGGAUAUGGAUUAGAGAUGGGUCUCUAUUGGGGAUUGUUUAUGGCUGGAGUUGCGGUGUUCAAUGAUCAUGUUGCCGAGGACUUGAUUCGACGAAAAUUGAAGGCCGAUGUUAGCGUUAGUAUAUACCAUGCUGAUCGGGUCCUGGAGUUGCUUGAGGUGCUGUGGAAGAGACAGCAUCAGUACAACACAAAAUACGACUGGCGUCAAGUCCAAAUCCAGAUGGGGAUUCAAGUGUAUGUCAAGUCCCAGAAUUCCAUCAACUUGUAUUUACUAAUUGAAAAAUUUCACAGAUUUAUCUUUGCGUGA
This is a messenger RNA of Lachnellula hyalina, 1533 nucleotides long. RefSeq names its product Transcriptional regulatory protein. Gene Ontology annotation, biological process: positive regulation of transcription by RNA polymerase II. The transcript is spliced from 4 exons. Gene Ontology annotation, molecular function: DNA-binding transcription factor activity, RNA polymerase II-specific; zinc ion binding; transcription cis-regulatory region binding. The record is from RefSeq and is a predicted model, not a curated record. Gene Ontology annotation, cellular component: nucleus. Lineage: Eukaryota; Fungi; Ascomycota; Leotiomycetes; Helotiales; Lachnaceae. Bases 1 to 1533 code for a protein of 510 amino acids.